CAAAAGCUCGUUGUUUAUUCGUUUGUUGUCUUUUGUAUAUGUAUAUGAAUUUAGUUCUUCUGAAUAGCGAUAUAAUUUAUUUAACCGAUUUGGAUAUAUAAAAAUGGAUGCCGUUGUGUUGGAUAAUGGUGCAUAUACUGCUAAAAUAGGUUUAUCAACGCAAGAUGAUCCGUCUGUAGUGCCCAACUGUAUUAUGAAGGCAAAAGCGGAACGAAGGCGUGCAUUUAUUGGUAGCCAAAUUGACGAAUGCCGGGAUGCUUCCGGACUAUUUUUUAUACUGUGUUUUCAAAAGGGAUAUCUUCUAAAUUGGGAUAUUCAGAAGACCGUUUGGGAUCAUAUAUUUAGCAAUGAAGGAACCGGAAUUUCUUUGGAAGAUCGCCCUAUAGUAAUAACUGAACCACAACUAAAUUUCCCUAGUAUACAAGAAGCUAUGAUGGAAAUACUUUUCGAAGAAUAUCAUUGCUCCGGCGUGCACAAAUGUACAACCGCUGAAUUGGCAGCAUAUAAUUACGCCGCGGAAAGUGAAGAAAGUCCUUUGCAAGCUCUGAAUUGUGUUGUUAUAGACGUUGGAUAUAGUUUCACUCACGUAGUUCCAUUUGUGCGAGGGCGUCGCAUGGAACGUGGCAUACGACGGGUCGAAGUUGGAGGCAAAGUGUUGACGAAUCACUUAAAAGAACUUAUUUCUUAUCGCCAUUUAAAUAUGAUGGACGAGUCGUAUGUUGUUAAUCAGAUAAAAGAAGACGUUUGUUUUGUAUCACACGACUUUAAGGAUGACAUGCGUGUGCACUCAGCUGCCGAAAAGCGGGCAGAAGUUGUAGUAGAAUAUGUACUGCCUGAUUUUACGACAGUUAAACGUGGCUUUAUACGCAAUAAAGGAAACAAAGAAAAAGAGUCUGAAAAGGAAGAUAAAGAUAGAAAUGAGGAAAGCGAUCAGCAGUCGGUCCGACUUUGCAACGAACGUUUCACUGUGCCCGAACUGCUUUUUAAUCCCAGCGAUGUGGGAAUACAACAAGUUGGCAUUCCGGAAGCUGUCAUUGACUGUCUCAAAGAUUGUCCCGUUUAUUCACACAGCGAGUUACUACGAAAUAUACUAAUAAUCGGUGGAAGUUCACUUUUCCCGGGAUUUAUACCGCGUUUAAAAGCCGAAAUUCGCGCGUUGGCACCUGAUGAUUUAGAGGUUUCAUUGAUUUUCCCUGAUGAUCCCAUCUCUUAUGGUUGGUAUGGUGGCAAAGAAUUGGCCGGCAGUGAUGGUUUUAAAGACAUGUUGCUUACCAGAGACAAGUUUGAAGAGAAUGGCUAUUCAGCUAGCAAUGGGAAAUAAAUUAAUUAGAAAAUAUAAAA
Molecule: messenger RNA, 1341 nt
Organism: Bactrocera tryoni
Lineage: Eukaryota; Metazoa; Arthropoda; Insecta; Diptera; Tephritidae
Gene: Arp6
Product: actin-related protein 6
Exons: 1
Coding region: 104-1321 (405 amino acids)
Cellular component (GO): Swr1 complex
Molecular function (GO): nucleosome binding
Source: RefSeq, a predicted model, not a curated record